AUGAAAAUGCCACCUAAAGAAACGGCUAAAAAGCCAGCAACACAAAUACAACGACCUAAUGUAAGUUAUCAAGAUAGGAUAGAAACGGGCGUAGACUUUACUUUACUUGAGGCAGCAGGAAGGUACCAUAAACAAAAAUGCCUCAAGGAAAACAUACCACGGGUGCCAUUUUCGGUAGCCCUGGAGAAGAAAAUUAAAACGAGUAUAUUAAAUGGAUUUUUUGAUGAAGAAAGUAACCUUAGUCUGCAAGAGCAUUGGGAAAUUAUGUUACCAAUAAGUCUGUGGGACAACGAAAAGUUCGCAAAUGAAGAGGGGAAAAUAUGUUUUCACAACUGCAACUGCAUAACUGAUGAUAUGCUUAUGUUAAUAAAAAAAGCAGUAAAAUUGAAUGAUCGGAAAAUUUUAAAUGAUGAACUAAAAUUGGUGAAUAUUUUACGAGUGAAUGAUAUAGAGAUGACGGAACUAGAUUCUGAUUUAACGGAAUUUAAAAACGUGGUGACAUUAAAUCUAACAUGUAAUUACAUAGAUAAGAUAGAUCCGACUGUCCUACCACUGGGACUGAAGGUAUUUGAGUUGCAAGCAAAUCGAUUGAGUGAUGUUGAACAUUUUGCCGAAUAUUUACCGUCGGAAAUGUCGUAUUUGGGUCUUAGCAGAAAUUUACUAAAUAAUGAUAGCGCCUUAGGUUUGGCGCGCUUACCGCAUAGUAUUACAGUAUUGGAUUUGUCUGACAACGACAUCUAUGAUCUAAACUCGGUACUAGAUCCCUUAGCGCUGCUGCCCAGUCUCACUGCUUUACAAUUGGCGGGCAAUCCUUGUUCGGUGUGUGCGGCCUAUGCCCGUUCGACAAUUUCUCGACUGCCGCGUCUCCUAUGGUUGGACAAUAGAGAAAUUCUACCAACUGAUCGUUCAGUGGAGCCCUUUGAACCCCAUCCCGAUGAUUUGAGGACUGCAUACUUUAACUUUACCGUGUUUAGGAUUAUGUCGGCCAUACAGCCCCCAAAGGCGGAAAAAGGUGCAGUCACUGCAUUUCACGUUGAGCUGGAAUUGCCGCUCUUAGAUGGAAUGAGGCGACAAUUUUUGAUGUUUCGUCAAAAUGAGUCGUUGACUGAAAUGAUGCCUCCGCCAGAAGACGAAGAUUGGUCUGAGUCUAAACACACCUCCGAUAUUGGAAGUAGGAUGAUCUUGGAACCGGAAGCAUCAUCUCACGCGUCUGAUAUUUAUGCUCGUUUAGUGUACAAAAACUCUCGAGUAAUAUCUCAUUACACCACCUUUGAGAGCAACAGGGUUCAAUGGAACAAAAUCAUGAACUUCCAAGAGCCAACUGUGAGAAUCUUUUGCCCUAACCUCACGGCACUGAGAGAUACAUUUCGGACAGUUAUUACACUGAGAUUGAUAUAUUCUGUGACAGUCGUAAGCAAACCAAAUAAAGCAGAUAAGAAAAGUGCUCUUUCGUUAAAACCACCGGGAGAGCAACGCGUGACUCUGGCGACUAUAAGGUGUUCGUUGAAGAGGCUGGAUUGGAGUCAAAACUCACAACAUUUUCAUUGGGAUGACUCACUUCUUACUGAUGACGCUAUACAUUGGGGCGAUGGUGAUCUUUCAAUAAUUCAGUAUGGCCUCGGUGCAGUGAAACCAACGAAAGGUAAACCCGAAACAGAUCCAACAUCCUCUCGCCAACUACCACCCGACAACCUCACCUGCCAUUUUGGAUUUGGCAUUGACACUUUGCGGGCCUAA
Molecule: messenger RNA, 1737 nt
Organism: Pieris macdunnoughi
Lineage: Eukaryota; Metazoa; Arthropoda; Insecta; Lepidoptera; Pieridae
Source: the annotation of a GenBank genome assembly